Mucor mucedo is the source of this 412-nucleotide messenger RNA. Its product is annotated as peptidyl-prolyl cis-trans isomerase. The transcript has 3 exons. The record is from RefSeq and is a predicted model, not a curated record. Lineage: Eukaryota; Fungi; Mucoromycota; Mucoromycetes; Mucorales; Mucoraceae. Gene Ontology annotation, molecular function: peptidyl-prolyl cis-trans isomerase activity. Bases 46 to 372 code for a protein of 108 amino acids.
GUUUUUUUUCUUCUUCUUUUUCAAACAAAAAAACUUAUUAUAAACAUGGGUGUUACUGUCGAAACUAUUGCUCCCGGAGACGGAAAGAACUUCCCCAAGAAGGGUGACAGAGUCAGCAUGCACUAUGUUGGUACUCUCGAGAACGGUGACAAGUUUGAUUCUUCUCGUGACCGUGGAAGUCCUUUCAACUGUACCAUUGGUGUUGGUCAAGUUAUCAAGGGUUGGGAUGAAGGUGUCCCCCAAUUGUCUGUCGGACAAAAGGCCAAGUUGACCUGUACUCAUGAUUAUGCUUACGGUGAACGCGGUUAUCCUGGUCUCAUUCCUCCCAGAGCUACUUUGAUCUUUGAAGUUGAACUCCUCAAGAUCAACUAAUUAUUUUUUUGAAUAAAAAACAAAAAAACUUUUUUUUUUA